This is a messenger RNA of Tarenaya hassleriana, 1004 nucleotides long. Its product is annotated as Golgi SNAP receptor complex member 1-2. The transcript has 6 exons. The record is from RefSeq and is a predicted model, not a curated record. Gene Ontology annotation, molecular function: SNAP receptor activity. Bases 97 to 816 code for a protein of 239 amino acids. Gene Ontology annotation, biological process: endoplasmic reticulum to Golgi vesicle-mediated transport; vesicle fusion. NCBI's taxonomy places the organism in Eukaryota, Viridiplantae, Streptophyta, Magnoliopsida, Brassicales, Cleomaceae. Gene Ontology annotation, cellular component: Golgi membrane; cis-Golgi network; SNARE complex.
CGCUCGGAGAGAAGAGAGAGCCUUGUCGUAACUCGCUCGGAAGAUCGGAGGAAUCGGGUUGCCGUUAGAGGGAGCCUUGUUGUAACUCUAUCGGAGAUGACGGAUUCGAGUCUGGAUCUUCAGGAAUCGGGUUGGGAGGAACUCCGGAGAGAAGCUCGGAAGAUCGAAGGCGAUCUCGACGUUAAGCUCUCUUCGUAUGCUAAGCUUGGCGCGAGGUUCACCCAAGCAGGGUACGGUGACACUGGAUCUCCAACUGUGGGAUCUGGAAGAUCAUGGAAGUCCAUGGAGAUGGAAAUCCCAUCGUUGCUUGAGAAGCUCUUGGACAUAAAUGACUCUAUGAGCAGAUGUGCUGCAUCAGCAGCUCCCACAACAUCAGUUACCCAAAAGCUAGCUAGGCACAGAGAUAUACUCCAUGAAUAUACCCAGGAGUUUCGAAGAAUUAAGGGAAAUAUAAACUCGAUGAAGGAGCACGCUGAGCUUUUAAGUUCUGUCAGAGGUGACAUUAGUGAAUAUAAGGCUUCUGGGAGUAUGUCACCAGGCGUGCAAGUGUUACGGGAGAGAGCUUCCAUCCACGGAAGUAUAUCCCAUAUUGAUGAAGUCAUUAAUCAAGCUCAAGCGACAAGAUCGGUUUUGGGCUCUCAACGAUCCCUCUUUGCAGAUGUUCAAGGGAAAGUAAAACUUCUCGGAGACAAGUUUCCGGUUAUCCGUGGCUUGCUCGGAUCGAUCAGAAGGAGACGUUCUAGAGACACGAUUAUCCUCUCUGCAGUCAUUGCUGCUUGUACGUUGUUUCUGAUUAUCUACUGGCUCUCCAAAUAAACAGAGACCCGAAAGUAUGUUCAUACGCGAAAGCAAACCGGAAGAGGGUUGUAAGUUUUCCUUAACUAGCAGAUCUAAUCAAAUCGCUUUGUUCCACACGCCUUGUUUAUUUGUUUUGUCUCUUCCCAUUUUGUUGGAUUUUACGAUAUUAUAAAUUCUUAAAUCGCACAGCAUCAUCGGAUCAGACA